CGCCAACUCGUUCGUGCGCACUCUUAAGAAAUAUGCGGCAAGGAGCAGUUUGAUGAUGACACAGACAUUAAUAAUUAAUCAUGAAGAUAUAAGAAGGAAGGAUGUCGCCAGCCCCCAUUCCCCUCCCUUUACAUCAUUGAUCAUCAACUUUAAAAAAUUUUAUACAUAGAGAUAGCAUUGCUUUGAAUCACUCCUUUGAACACAUACACUCUCCGUCCUUUUCUUUUCUCAUAAUAAUCUAUACCAACUAUGCAGCGUGGAAUUCUGGCUGCAUUCGUCAUCGCAGGAGUCUCUGCUGCUCCUGUGCGGGUGCUCGAUACCGAUUUUCCUGAUCCAAGUGUCGUAUACACUGGGAGUGAAUACUAUGCGUUUGGGACCAAUGGCAACGGCGUGAAUGUGCAGGUCGCUUCCUCACCCGAUUUCAACACUUGGACCUUGAUGUCCGGUACAGACGCGCUCCCAGGCCCAUUCCCAUCGUGGGUGGAUAGCUCGCCUAGUAUCUGGGCGCCGGAUGUGCUUAAAUUGUCCGACAAUUCUUACACACUAUACUACUCUGCCUCAUCGGCAUCAGACAACAGCAAGCACUGUGUUGGUGCUGCCACAGCCUCCUCUGCCCAAGGUCCCUACACCCCCGUCGACGGCGACAGUCUUGCCUGCCCUCUCGACCAAGGUGGCGCCAUUGAUCCUGAUGGAUUCAUUGACAGCGACGGUACGAUCUACGUUGUCUACAAGAUUGACGGAAACAGCUUGGACGGGGACGGCACCACCCACUCCACGCCCAUCAUGCUCCAACAAAUGGAAUCCGACGGUGUCACACCUACCAGCGACCCGGUACAACUACUCGACCGUUCUGACCUGGACGGCCCCCUCAUCGAAGCCCCUAGUCUGGUGCUGAGCAAUGGCAUCUACUACCUGUCGUUCUCGUCGAACUACUAUAACACCGAAUACUACGAUACCUCAUACGCCUACGCCACGUCAGUGGCCGGUCCAUAUACCAAGCAAUCAGCCCCAAAUGCGCCUCUGUUAGUUACUGGAACAAACACGGACAACGCUGGCUCCUUGAGUGCGCCGGGUGGUUCGGACUUUUCUGUUGAUGGCACAAAGAUUGUUUUCCAUGCGAACGAGAAUGGAAAAGAUAUCACGAAUGGACGUGCAAUGUUUGUCAGUGGUAUCAGCGAGAAUAAUGAUAUAAUUACUCUCCAGUAGUAG
Molecule: messenger RNA, 1209 nt
Organism: Talaromyces proteolyticus
Lineage: Eukaryota; Fungi; Ascomycota; Eurotiomycetes; Eurotiales; Trichocomaceae
Product: putative endo xylanase
Exons: 2
Coding region: 250-1206 (318 amino acids)
Biological process (GO): carbohydrate metabolic process
Molecular function (GO): hydrolase activity, hydrolyzing O-glycosyl compounds
Source: RefSeq, a predicted model, not a curated record